GCAAUGCGAUCAGUAGCCAAUGGCAAGAUGUACAUUGUUGUCAAACUCUGUGUAAUGAGUAGGCAGAGAGCAGCGAGUGGGAGACACAGGAGUUGCGCUGAGAGUGAGUGGAACUUAGUGCCGGACUGCCCUGUGCCUCUCACUGUCGCUGCGGCCGGACCUGCUGCCUGGCAUCGGAUCUCUCACCUCUCCGGGGAAGUCGCUGGUCUGACAGCCCAACCGGCAGCCUCUACACCUGGGUGCAGUUUAUCAGUUUAUGUGGGAGAGGUGUGUGCCUGUGGGGGAGACCAGGCUGUGGGUCGGGGGUGAGUGGCCUGAGGGGAGUCGGGGCUAGAGAGUAAGCUGUGUGGGUGAAAGGUACUGAGGGCAAGUUCUGCGCUAAUCUAUUCUGUCGGAUUGGGAUACAAAUCUAUUGGCCCUAAUGAGAUAAUCUGUUGGUACCUGACUGAAUGGAAAGGGCACAGGUUUAGGCGGGCACAAGGGCAGUCUAUGGGAUUGUGUAGAAAAAAACCCAAACAGCUCACCUUACAUUUCUUUAGAACUUAAUUUACUGCUGUUUCUUGGGGAUUUAAGUUUAGUGCCAGUCUGUGUAUAGUGCAGACCAGUAAGGCUGGAGCUUUUGCCUUUUGCCAUCCCCUGUGUCACUGGGUGAGUGGGUGAGUGGGUAAGGCUGGGGCACCGGGUUAUAUAGAGGGGCCAGUACACCUGGGUGAGUGGGUAAGGCUGGGGCACCGGGUUAUAUAGAGGGGCCAGUACACCUGGGUGAGUGGGUAAGGCUGGGGCACCGGGUUAUAUAGAGGGGCCAGUACACCUGUCAUUCAUUAUAAAGAUUAUAGGGGGAUAGAGUGUAGUAAAUCAAUUCUAGAAUGGAACUGAAUGGACCCCCAGUUUCCCAGCUUCCUCAGACCGCAACUUCUACCGCAUCACUUCCAGUCACAGUGGCCGGUACUCUCCUACGAGGCCCCCAGCUGCUGCUCCGAGCCGCAGAGAAGUAUCCCCGUACCCCCAAGUGCGCCCGCUGCAGGAAUCACGGGGUAGUGUCUGCGCUCAAGGGCCACAAGCGCUACUGCCGCUGGAAAGACUGUAUGUGCGCAAAGUGUACGCUGAUCGCGGAGCGCCAGAGGGUUAUGGCCGCGCAAGUUGCGCUACGCAGGCAGCAAGCCCAGGAGGAGAAUGAGGCCCGAGAGCUGCAGCUUCUCUAUGGAACUGCUGAAGGAUUGGCACUGGCGGCAGCCAAUGGCAUCAUCCCACCCCGGCCAGCCUACGAGGUCUUCGGAUCGGUGUGUACAGAGGGAGGAACAGAUUCAAAGAUUCAGAAGUUCGACUUGUUCCCUAAAAGCCUCAUCCCCAGAUCUGUGACUCCUCAACUGUCUUCUGGGGGAAAACCAGUGUCCCCAGACAGUGAAUCGGUGUCAGGCAGUGCACCAGGUGCCUCAUCCCCUGAAGCACGGCCUGGUUCUGGCUCGGAAAAUGGGGAUGGGGAGUCCUUGCUCAGUUCCCCCAUCUCUAAGGCACUCAAAGAAGGAGAGGAGAGCCCAAGCUCAAUUAGCCCCCUGGGCUCAGAAUCUGGAUCUGAUGCUGAAAAAGAUGAGCAGGAUCCCAGUUCUUCCUCCUCAGCCAGGCAGAGGACCCCCAUAGACAUCCUGACCAGGGUCUUCCCUGCUCAGAAGAGGAGCGUUCUGGAACUGGUGCUGCAGGGCUGUGGGGGAGAUGUGGUUCAAGCAAUUGAACAGAUACUAAACAACAGGGGACAGGAUAAGAGUGAAGAGACCUGGUCAAGAGAUGGAGCCCUCCCAAGUAUUCAGCCAUCAGUGUCCUCCACACACAGACCCCUUAUUGCUGGAGCCCUUACUCCUGCUAUUGGCACAUUAGGGAGCAGGUCUGCAUUCUCCCCUUUACAACCCAAUGGCGCACACUUUGGCACUGAGGCUAAUGCAUACCAGCUUGGUGGGCACCUUGGGUUAAACCCACUGAGGUUAGCCUAUUCUGCGCACAGUAGAGGACUUGCUUUCAUGGCCCCUUACUCAACAGCUGGUUUCAUGCCUACCCUUGGCUUUCGCCCACCCAUGGACUACGCCUUCAGUGACCUUAUGAGGGACAGGGCCAAUGUUCACAAGGACCAGGUAUACACUAAUGGACUCUAUGGGCCAGUGGUCAAUAAUAAUGCUGAAAAACAAUGAAUUCUUUAUAUAAGGACCUGAAAAACCUGUGGCUUGCAGGCUCAGAUUCUGAUUUUAGGGUAUUUCCAUGGGUUUGGAUAACAAAUGUCAUAAAGUCUUAAGAACAUCUCAAGUAAUCAAGAAGUCUGAAGCCCAGUCUGGAGAAUGAACUAGUUAGGUAGAGCACUGUAAAGACAUUCCUAUUCUCUGCAAGGCAACGUGAUGCUUUCUGGAUUUUUGGAGGACAUGGAAAUUCCUAAAUCAUUAUAAAAUACAAACUGCACUUUUUCUGUUAAUAAAAGGGGUGACGUUAUUUCUGCUUAAGGAUAUAAGCACGGACACAAGUCCCAAUCCAUUGUGAUAUUAUAAAUAUAUACAUAUAUAAAUAUAUAGACUUCUAAUGUUAUGAGCUGGGAUUCUAAGUUAUUCUUGUACAUUGGCAUUGAACCCUUUCUCAUGAUAACAAGGAGCCCUGUUAUGGCACGCUACAAGUGCAACAGGGUGCAGCAGCAUAGACUGCUCUGUGUGUACAGAUGUGGGUAGGAAUGGGGGGGGGGCAGCAUUCAGAUCCCCCUUUAUUUGGUGAAUUUCAAACCAUUGCUGUUGGUUUAAUUGUUUAGAAAAUUGUUAACACCUUUAUGUGACCGUUCCCUAAGCAUUAGAAAUAAAUGUUAUUUUCUAAAA
Messenger RNA from Xenopus tropicalis (tropical clawed frog), 2843 nucleotides. RefSeq names its product DMRT like family A2 (gene dmrta2). Gene Ontology annotation, biological process: system development; regulation of DNA-templated transcription. The record is from RefSeq and is a predicted model, not a curated record. NCBI's taxonomy places the organism in Eukaryota, Metazoa, Chordata, Amphibia, Anura, Pipidae. Gene Ontology annotation, molecular function: sequence-specific DNA binding. The coding region runs from base 867 to 2180 and encodes 437 amino acids. The transcript is spliced from 2 exons. Gene Ontology annotation, cellular component: nucleus.